Messenger RNA from Hevea brasiliensis (rubber tree), 1881 nucleotides. Its product is annotated as deoxyribodipyrimidine photo-lyase. Gene Ontology annotation, molecular function: deoxyribodipyrimidine photo-lyase activity. NCBI's taxonomy places the organism in Eukaryota, Viridiplantae, Streptophyta, Magnoliopsida, Malpighiales, Euphorbiaceae. The transcript has 10 exons. Bases 94 to 1683 code for a protein of 529 amino acids. Gene Ontology annotation, biological process: photoreactive repair. The record is from RefSeq and is a predicted model, not a curated record.
UUUUUAAAAAGAAAAAACAGAAACUCUGAAACUGAAACAAAUCUUUGUCUUCAUCUUAUCUUCUCUGUCUGUGAAUCGUUGCUCUGCAAAUCUAUGCCUCAUUCGCUAACCCAUUGUCUCCGGCGAGGAUUCUACCUUUGUAAUCUCUCUUUCUCAUCAAACGACGCUGCUAGGCGAAACUCCUUUCUUCUAUCUGUUAAUGGGAAGAAGAUGGCAGCGAUAAUUGAUUGCUCUGUCCAACCGGGUCGAGUCAGGGUUCUUAAAGAAGGAUCAACCAAGCAGACGGGUCCUGUCGUAUACUGGAUGUUUAGGGAUCAACGGCUAAGAGACAACUGGGCUUUAAUCUACGCCAUUCAUCAGGCGAACAAGGCCAAUGUGCCUGUGGCUGUUGUUUUUAAUUUGUUCGAUCAGUUUUUGGGAGCCAAAGCUAGGCAAGUAGGGUUUAUGUUAAAGGGUUUGCGUCAACUACAGGGAAAAAUUGAAGAGACCCUUCAAAUGCCCUUUUUCUUAUUCCAGGGAGAAGCUGAAGAGACUAUUCCAAAUUUUUUAAGAGAGUGUGGGGCUUCACUUUUAGUUACUGAUUUCUCACCUCUUAGAGAAGUCCGUAAAUGUAAAGAUGAAAUUUGCUUGAGGGUUGGUGAUUCGGUGGCUAUACAUGAAGUUGAUGCUCACAAUGUAGUACCUAUUUGGGUAGCAUCAGAAAAGUUGGAGUAUAGUGCUAGGACUUUAAGGGGUAAGAUAAAUAAAAGGCUGCCUGAUUACCUCAUUGAUUUUCCCGUAUUACAACCACCAUGUAGAAAGUGGGUUGCUACUGCAAAUCAGUUGACUGAUUGGGAAAGUCUCUUUGAUGAAGUGGCAAGGAAAGGGGCAGAAGUUCCUGAAAUUGAAUGGUGCAUGCCAGGAGAAGAAGCAGCAAUGGAAGUAUUAAUGGGAAGUAAAAAUGGAUUCUUAACCAGAAGGUUGAAGAAUUAUUCUACAGAUAGGAAUGACCCAUUAAAACCUAAUGGACUCUCUGGUCUUUCUCCAUAUCUUCAUUUUGGGCAAAUAUCUGCACAGAGGUGUGCACUGGAGGCACAGAAAGUAAGGAAGCUUUGUCCUCAGUCGGUUGACGCAUUUUUGGAGGAGUUAAUUGUUCGUAGGGAACUUGCAGAUAACUUUUGCUUCUACCAGCCUCAUUAUGAUUCGUUACAAGGGGCAUGGGAGUGGGCACGAAAUACCUUGCUGGACCAUGCUUCUGACAAGCGAGAACAUGUUUACUCGGUGGAGCAAUUAGAGAGGGCACAAACGGCUGAUCCGCUUUGGAACGCUUCUCAGCUGGAGAUGGUUUACCAAGGGAAGAUGCAUGGUUUUAUGCGUAUGUAUUGGGCAAAAAAGAUUCUUGAGUGGACAAAAGGACCUGAUGAAGCCCUUGCAAUAUCAAUUUAUCUAAAUGACAAGUAUGAACUAGAUGGGAGGGAUCCAAAUGGAUACGUUGGUUGCAUGUGGUCAGUAUGUGGUGUUCACGACCAGGGUUGGAAAGAGCGUCAAGUUUUUGGCAAAAUUCGUUAUAUGAACUAUGCAGGCUGCAAAAGGAAAUUUGAUGUUGAUGGCUACAUUGCCUAUGUAAAGAGGAUUGUGAGUGAAAUUAAGAAGAGAAAAGCAGAAACUCAGCUUGGUGGAAAAACAAAACAGCUCCGUGGUUAAACAUUUCAUUUGAUAUAAUAGUAAAUGGUAGGCUUCUAGUUAGAUGGAUGCUAAACCCAAAACAAAGACGCUUGAAGCAUUGUUUCGGAUUAAGAGUAUGUUUCAGACCAAAGCAUCUAAACAUUGUUUUAAAGAUGCCACUGCCUCUAUCAGACAUUGCACUCUGUAAUACCGAGAAUGGAUUUAUAAUUUCCAUUA